This is a messenger RNA of Condylura cristata (star-nosed mole), 1327 nucleotides long. RefSeq names its product phospholipase A2, group X (gene PLA2G10). Lineage: Eukaryota; Metazoa; Chordata; Mammalia; Eulipotyphla; Talpidae. Gene Ontology annotation, molecular function: phospholipid binding; calcium ion binding. Bases 1 to 507 code for a protein of 168 amino acids. The transcript has 4 exons. The record is from RefSeq and is a predicted model, not a curated record. Gene Ontology annotation, biological process: phospholipid metabolic process; lipid catabolic process; arachidonate secretion.
AUGCGCAAUGCUCGCCGCCGCGCGCGCGACCGUCAUCUGCGCAUGCGUCCGUCUCUAGGCGCGGCUGGAGACUACCUGCCAGGACUGUGGGCGGUGUCCCUGCCACCCUCCAGGAGGUCACAUGUGCACCGACGCGGGAUCCUGGACCUGGCAGCGACCAUGGAGUGUGCCAAUGGCCACAACCCUUUAGCCUACAUAACCUACGGCUGCUACUGUGGCCUGGGUGGUUCUGGCCAGCCCCAGGACACUAUUGACUGGUGCUGUCAGCGCCACGACUGCUGCUACGCGCGGACUGAGAAGGCCGGCUGCAGCCCCAAGGUGGACAGCUAUUCCUGGCAGUGCGUCAGCGGGAAGGUCCUGUGUGGCCCAGUGGAAAAUAAAUGCCAAGACCUCUCGUGCAAGUGUGACCAGCAGUUUGCCUACUGCUUAGCCAAAGCCAAGUACAACAUGAAGUACUUCUUCUUCCCCCAAUUCUUAUGCGGGGUCAAGUCGCCCAAGUGUGACUAACUAUUUUGAUUGGAAAUGUACUUUUACACAAGGAAAUAAAACUUUUCUCUAAUCAACAGCAGCAUUCAGUCCUUUGCAAGGGAGAACUGAGGUCCAGUGUUCAAGCUGCAGCCCUGUGUUUGCUCUCUCUGCUGUUCCGGAUCCUGGGCCGGAGCUAUUUUGGUGUCCAGUUUGAUGAAGGUCAAGUUUUACGACUGACUUACAAAAUCCCAACUGUGUUUAUGACUAUUAAGGCUGGUGCCAUUGUUGGGGACUGUGACAGUGGAGGUUCUUGCAGAAAAGAACUUCGUGAGGCAGCUAGUUUGCUAGGCAGGGACAAGACGGACACUGCAGGCCUCAGGACUGGGCAGAGCGGAAUGAGGCAGGGGGCUCUCAAGGGCUCCCCUUAAUUGCACAUGCCUUGCUCCCAUCACUCCCCACUCCCAGAGUAAUUGAACGACCCCUCCCACCCUUUCUCGGAGUUUGGGGAAACUUGUUAAAAGACUCUUCUCAGGCCUCCCAGACCUGCCAGACCCUAUCUGGGCCUUGACCCAAAGCAGCAGCCCCAGCUGGCAGUGAAUGAGGGCCCUUUCCUAUUGCCCAUUUUGGAGGUUUGACCUUUAUGAAAAAGGCUAAGCUUUGUCUUCUUACCUGUUCCUGACGGCAGGUUGUCAGGUAUGAAUGAGCACCUACUUAAUAUGCACCUGGCCCUUUCCUAGGCUCUAGACUGAGGCAAUAAAGAAGCUGAACAACACCUACCCCGUGAGGUUCAAGUCCAGGAACUGUUAGCUUAAGAAUGUACUUUCCUGGCCCUCCCUGGUGGUACAGGGGGUUAAAGCAC